UGUUCAGAGGGAAUAAAAAUAAUAUUGAAAAUUUAGGGUUUCAUCACGCAGUGCCAGGCUAUAAAAGGAGCAUUGCUUUUAACCAAACCCUAACCCCUCGCGAGAAGGCGGCAGAAGCAGAGAGCGUCAAGUUUUUCACCGGCUCCCAACAGAUGACUUUCAAGCGUAGGAAUGGUGGUCGCAACAAACAUGGCCGUGGCCAUGUCAAGUUCAUCCGCUGCUCUAACUGCGGCAAAUGCUGUCCUAAGGAUAAGUCGAUCAAAAGAUUUCUUGUGAGGAACAUCGUGGAGCAAGCUGCUGUCAGGGAUGUCCAGGAAGCCUGCGUCUAUGACUCGUACACUCUACCUAAGCUGUAUGUGAAGAUGCAAUACUGUGUUUCAUGUGCGAUUCACUCCCACGUUGUGAGGGUUCGAUCCCGCACUGACCGGAGGAACCGUGACCCACCUCAACGCUUCAUCAGACGCAGGGAAGAUAUGCCAAAGCCUGGUCAGCCUGGUCAAGCUCCUCGUCCAGGCGUUGUCGUUCCACCGCGUGCUUAAGGCCCUUGAAAUUUCAAGAUGAAUAUCUAUUUCCAAUAUUAUGCUUUGAUAUGGGCUUAUUUGGUUUUUGAGAAGUUGAAUUUGGUUGGAAGGUUUUGAUUAAUCAAGUUAAAGUUUCAUCU
Messenger RNA from Hibiscus syriacus, 661 nucleotides. Its product is annotated as 40S ribosomal protein S26-3-like. The record is from RefSeq and is a predicted model, not a curated record. Gene Ontology annotation, biological process: translation. The coding region runs from base 153 to 539 and encodes 128 amino acids. NCBI's taxonomy places the organism in Eukaryota, Viridiplantae, Streptophyta, Magnoliopsida, Malvales, Malvaceae. Gene Ontology annotation, cellular component: cytosolic small ribosomal subunit; ribosome. Gene Ontology annotation, molecular function: mRNA binding; structural constituent of ribosome. The transcript has 5 exons.